UAUGGCUACCACAGACUCCCCAGAGAACAGCAACCGCGCCGCCGUGCUCAAGCCCGGCGGCUCCUUCUACUAUGAAACUCGCGAAGCACCCACCAUUCAGUCCGACCAAGACGUGAUUGUGAAGGUGGUGGCAACCGGCCUGUGCGGCUCCGAUGUACAUUACUGGCAACAUGGACGGAUCGGACGGUAUGUGGUGGAGAAACCCAUCAUUCUGGGACACGAAUCCUCGGGAAUUGUCGUCGCCUGCGGAAGCGCCGUCAAAGGGCUCGCAGCUGGGGACCGCGUCGCGCUUGAGCCGGGCAUAUCGUGCAACACCUGCGAGCCAUGUCGCGCCGGCCGCUACAACCUGUGUCGAGAUAUGCACUUCGCGGCAACCCCACCAUAUGAUGGGACACUCUGCACAUACUACCGCGUACCAGUCCAGUGUUGCUUUAGGCUACCCCCUCACAUCUCCUUGCGCGACGGGGCACUGGUAGAGCCCCUGGGUGUAGCCGUGCAUGCCUGCCGGCUGGGAGGGGACAUGCAGAAUCGCUCGGUGAUUGUCUUUGGGGCCGGCCCAGUCGGUCUACUCUGCUGCGCCGUGGCGCGUGCCUUUGGUGCGGCCCGUGUCGUCGCCGUGGACAUUGUCCCCAGUCGACUCAGUGUAGCCAGCAAAUACGGCGCUACGCACACCUACCAGAUGACCUCAACAUCCCCGGAAGACAAUGCGAAGGAUUUGCUCGCCGCCGCUGGGCUGGAGGAGGGCGCCGAUGUGGUCUUGGAUGCCACGGGCGCGGAGCCAUGUCAGAACUGCGGCCUCCACGCCAUCGCGCCAGGAGGCACCUUCGUCCAAGUGGGCUUGGGCCGGCCCAACGUCUCCCUCCCGAUCGGGCAGAUCUGUGAUAAAGAGGUGAUUGUGAAGGGCAGCUUCCGAUACGGUCCCGGAGACUUCCAAUUAGCCGUCGGGCUGCUAGAGGCUAACCGAGUCAAUCUUGAAGGCCUAGUCACGAAUGAAUACUCCUUCUCGCAGGUCGAGGAGGCUUUCCAGAAUGUAGCCAACAGAGUCGGAAUCAAGAGCGUUAUCUACGGGCCAGAGGUGGAGGCGGAGAUGGCCAAGGCAAUUGUAUGAUAGGGAGCAUCACAGCGCUGCUAGACGCGGCCACGAGUUUCUGACACCCAGGCGGCUGGGAAUUUGAUCAUCAACCAUAGUGGACACAAC
This is a messenger RNA of Aspergillus ibericus CBS 121593, 1198 nucleotides long. RefSeq names its product NAD(P)-dependent alcohol dehydrogenase. NCBI's taxonomy places the organism in Eukaryota, Fungi, Ascomycota, Eurotiomycetes, Eurotiales, Aspergillaceae. The record is from RefSeq and is a predicted model, not a curated record. Gene Ontology annotation, biological process: D-sorbitol catabolic process. Gene Ontology annotation, molecular function: zinc ion binding; L-iditol 2-dehydrogenase (NAD+) activity. The annotation marks the transcript as partial. The transcript is spliced from 3 exons.